Penicillium crustosum is the source of this 261-nucleotide messenger RNA. RefSeq lists its product as uncharacterized. The transcript has a single exon. The record is from RefSeq and is a predicted model, not a curated record. Bases 1 to 261 code for a protein of 86 amino acids. Lineage: Eukaryota; Fungi; Ascomycota; Eurotiomycetes; Eurotiales; Aspergillaceae.
AUGCGACAGGAGAGUGUCCAAAGAUUCGAUGCUGAAAAGAACGCAGAGGGCGAAUGGAAGGUUACGGUUCAUGACUUGAGUUCUAAAGGCCUCCGCCACUACACGGAUUCAUGGUAUAAUGGCGCAAACAUCCCAGGAAAACCUAGAGGGCCCCUCAACUACGCAGGUGGAAUUCCAAUGUAUCGGAAGACACCUCGGAAAGUGAGGGAGGAGAACUACACUGGCUUUAAAUUCAAGCUUAGUUCAUAUUAUAUUAUGUAA